Mollisia scopiformis is the source of this 2070-nucleotide messenger RNA. RefSeq names its product MFS sugar transporter-like protein. Gene Ontology annotation, cellular component: membrane. The record is from RefSeq and is a predicted model, not a curated record. NCBI's taxonomy places the organism in Eukaryota, Fungi, Ascomycota, Leotiomycetes, Helotiales, Mollisiaceae. Gene Ontology annotation, biological process: transmembrane transport; carbohydrate transport. The coding region runs from base 424 to 1971 and encodes 515 amino acids. The transcript is spliced from 9 exons. Gene Ontology annotation, molecular function: carbohydrate:proton symporter activity.
GUUCAAUGUUUUUACCAGUACAGUGGUAAAGUAUCUGCACCAGCUGGGAAAGAUGCCCGUAGGAACAGUAGUGUGUAUCUUGCGACGGCAAGAUAUCAACCGUUUCUUGAUAAGCUGCCCGUACCUUGCCAUAGCACGAACUGUUCAAUUAUAGCUUUUUCUUUCUCAUUGGUUGCAGCAGAGUAGAGUCAAGUGUAGACCAGGUCCACCUUUUGAUAUGGUACCCCAUUUUCGGAGAUUCCCCGCACAAGGGUUCUGAGGCCUCUUUCCUUAUCUUGGAUUUAACGAACACGGACUCGUUUGUCACUAUAAAUGUAGGGAUGCUCUUCAUUAAUUGCAAAUGUUUGGUUGACUUCGUUCUUCUGCCACUGUGUUCCGAACCUUCAGCUUUCUUCGGCUAUUGAAAGGCAUUCAUCCAUCACCAUGGCUGUUCUCAACAAAAGUCUGGUUCCAAGGAACAGCAAAGCGGUUUGCUUGUUACUCACCGCGGCGUCUGGCUUUAUGGCUACUACAAUUGGAUAUGAUGGUUCUAUGAUGAAUGGUCUUAAUAUUCUUCCCUCCUAUACAGAUUAUUUCAGUUUGACUACUACGACUCUCGCCUUGAACACUUCUGCAGUUUGGCUUGGAGGUUGCAUUGGUGGGCUUUUCUAUGGAUAUGUUGUUGAUGCAAUUGGGAGGAAGAACGGGAUGUUCUUGGCGGCAGCAUUUACUACCUUUUCCGCAAUCUUGCAAGCUGCGUCUCAAAACAUUGCCAUGUUCGUCAUCGCACGUAUCUUUAUUGGAUUCGGUACCAGUGCUUCAGGUGUUGCUGGCUCUACCUACCUUGCAGAAACUUUACCUCACAAUUGGCGAGCUUGGGGUUUGGGAAUCUACUACGAUUUCUGGUACAUUGGUGGACUACUCUCCGCUGGAAUCACCUACGGAACAGCUCAGAUGGAGAGCACAUGGGCUUGGCGAUUGCCAUCCGCUAUGCAAGGCUUCUUUAGCAUCCUCUGUAUCUUGAUUUUGCCAUUCAUUCCAGAAUCACCCCGUUGGCUCAUCCACAGAGACCGCCAUGAGGAGGCUAUCGAAGCUAUCUCCCUUGCAUAUUCUGAUGGCGACCAUGAAGACCCGAUUGUUCUCGCCCAGUACAAAGAGAUCGUCGAUACCCUCAAAUUCGAAGUAGAGAGUGGCGAAACCUUGUCCAUGGUGCAAAUGAUGAAGUCAAAGGGAGCCCGGAAGAGGACAUUGCUUAAUGUUUCCGUUGCUGUUAUCAGUAUGCUGAGUGGAAAUAACAUCAUCAGUUACUACCUUGGAACGAUGCUGGACAAUGCCGGUAUUACUGACAGCACGACCCAGCUCCAGAUUAACAUUAUCCUCAACGCUUGGUGUCUCGUCAUUUGCCUUUCCGGCACGUACCUCCUUGAGCGUGUUGGCCGAAAGCCACUUGCAGUAGUCAGCACAGCUCUACUGAUCCUAUUCAUAUUCAUUAUUGGCGGCCUGACAGCUGCUUACGGAACCUCUACCAAUACUGCUGGAAUCUAUGGCACAGUCGCGGCCAUCUUCUUGUUCCAGGGUUCCUACUCUAUCGCUUGGACACCUUUGACCAUGACAUAUCCUGCCGAAGUCCUGAACUUUAGCAUUCGAGCCAACGGCAUGGCAGUCAAUACGUUCUUCGCGAACGGCAUUGGUUUAUUGGUGACUUUUGCAUUCCCCUAUGCCUUGACGGCCAUUGGCUGGAAGACAUACAUGAUUAACGGAGCUUGGGACAUUCUUGAACUUGCGUUCGUCAUAUUUUUCUGGGUUGAAACAAAGGGAAAGACCCUUGAGGAGAUUGAUGAGCUUUUCGACGGCGUCAAGCAUAGCGAUGUCCCUGACCUGGAAGCUAUCAUGAAUGGAAAGGCUGAUUUAAGCAAUCUGAUUGUCGAAGGCGAGGGGUUCGACGCUGAGCCAACACAGAUUUCGGUGGAGCCCAGCAAGAAGGCUGAUUGAAUGAAAUAAUUGGGGUGCCCGAAACAUCGAAAAGCUGCCAGACUAGAACGAACUUGAGUUUGGCACUAGGCCGAAGUCGCAAUAGAAAAAUAAAUCGAG